Molecule: messenger RNA, 330 nt
Organism: Prorocentrum cordatum
Lineage: Eukaryota; Dinophyceae; Prorocentrales; Prorocentraceae
Source: the annotation of a GenBank genome assembly
AUGCGCGCUGACUUGCGAGGGAGUCUGGUGUGGUCCAAGCGGUGGGCGCCGGCUCCCGACCUUGAUCUGAUGGGUGCAGAGUUCCGCGGUUUUCCUGUCUUCCUCCCCUUCCUUCCCGACUUCCUCUUCCCCCACUUCAUCCUCAUUCCUCUCAUUGCAAAGGAGGUGCGUGAGGUCUCAAGUGAAGCCCGCACUGGUGCGCACAAGGCUGCAACAGACUGCCUGGGACAAUGUGCACCCGACCGUAAUUACAGCUACACGCUGGUUGCGCUUCUUGGGAGUGUUGACGGGCGUAAGUCCCACUCUCUGCCAAAGCAAAACGGUUGCUGA